AUGGCUGAUGCAAGCAACGUUAAUGAUGAUGAUGAUAUGGUUAGACAAGAAGCAUUUGAGAGCAAGGUCGCGGAAGUAGCGGAAGGGGUUAUGCAAGCCAAUCUUCCACGGUUGGCUCAAGAAGUAGAAAGCCGAGUUCUUGGGGUCGUGGAUGCCAUGAUGACCAGUAGGUUUGAAGAGUUGAAAGAAUUAAUCGAAGAGUCCAAGGGUAGAGGUAAGGAAAGAAGGUGCACUUACAAGGAUUUUAUGGCAUGCCAUCCGGCGACGUAUGACGGUAAAAUCGACCCAGUCGAAUGUCAAAGAUGGGUCUCGAAUAUAGAGGCGGUGUUUAUACGAAGCCGGUGCGAUAAGGAGGACCAGGUGAUGUUCGCUACCGGUUUACUAACCCAUCAAGCGAAAGAUUGGUGGGAUGCGCACAGUAAGGAAAUAGGCGACGAUAGGCUGCAAGUUAUAACUUGGCAAGAGUUCAAGGGGCCCUUCAUGAGAUAUCAUUGCCCUCAGUCGGCCAUCGACAAGAUUCAGGAGGAUUUCUUGCGCCUCCGGCAGAAAAACGAAUCAGUAAACGAAAUAGCAAACACUUUUAUGGAUAAGAUGAAGUUCUGUGGGGAAUUGGUAACCACCGACAGAAUGAAGAUAAAUCGUUUCUAUGGCGUGUUAAAGGCAGAAAUUAGAGAGUUCAUCACUCCCUCAAAAUGUGAAACCCUCGAGGAGCUCAUUGAUUUAGCACGGGAUAGGGAGAUCGAGAUUAAAAGGCAAGAAGAGCGAGGUGAAAAGAGACCGAGUGAAAAGGGUGCAAGUUUUAGUCCAUCUAAAAAGGGGAAGUUUCAGGAUCAAGGAAGAAGGGGUAAGUCGAAAGGUGGAAUUACACCAUGCAAGACGUGUGGGAAGCUCCAUACCGGAGAAUGUUUGUUAGGCAAAAAGGGGUGCUUCAAAUGCGGGAAGGAGGGGCAUUCGUCUUAUCAAUGCCCGAACAACCCAAAGACUUGUUUCAACUGCUUCGAAAAGGGGCAUAUCAAGUCGGAAUGCCCAAAGCUUCAACAAGAGUCGAAGAAAGAAGAUAAGAAGCAAGAGGGUUCUAGGGCAAAAGGGAGAAUGUUUCAGAUCACAUCUGAAGAAGCCAAGUCCCAGCCAAAUGUGGUCUCAGGUAUCUUUCUAAUAAAUUCUAUACCGGUUUAUGUUUUGUUUGACACCGGAGCCACUAUGUCGUUUAUCUCUAGUGAAAUCGUUCAACAUCCAUCCUUUAAGAUUGAACGAAUGUCGAUGCCCUUAGAAGUAGAAAUAGCAGAUAGUAAAAAUUAUUUGCUGCACGAAAUAUGUAAGGAUUGUAGAUUAACCAUCGAGGAUGAGGAGUUUGCCAUUGAUCUCAUACCUAUGAUCUUGGGGGAAUUUAAAGUAAUAGUGGGUAUGGAUUGGAUGUCCCAAAACCACGCGGAGAUAAAUUGUGAAACCAAAACUAUACACCUCCAAGCUCCAAGUGGAAGACGAUUAUAUGUACAAGGCGAAAGAAAGAUGGAAGCGAAGUUAUGUACCCUCGUUCAAGCUACCAAGAUGGUUUAA
Helianthus annuus (common sunflower) is the source of this 1557-nucleotide messenger RNA. RefSeq lists its product as uncharacterized. NCBI's taxonomy places the organism in Eukaryota, Viridiplantae, Streptophyta, Magnoliopsida, Asterales, Asteraceae. Gene Ontology annotation, biological process: proteolysis. The coding region runs from base 1 to 1557 and encodes 518 amino acids. The record is from RefSeq and is a predicted model, not a curated record. Gene Ontology annotation, molecular function: zinc ion binding; nucleic acid binding; aspartic-type endopeptidase activity. The transcript is spliced from 2 exons.